Molecule: messenger RNA, 14685 nt
Organism: Hyla sarda
Lineage: Eukaryota; Metazoa; Chordata; Amphibia; Anura; Hylidae
Product: mucin-5AC-like
Exons: 43
Coding region: 76-14412 (4778 amino acids)
Cellular component (GO): extracellular matrix
Molecular function (GO): protein binding
Source: RefSeq, a predicted model, not a curated record
CUGCCCACCCUGAUGCUGCCCUUCAUGAGGAUCAGAAUCCACUGACACAGUGAAGUGCCGUCUGGGCGUCAAGUUAUGCAGCGAGAAUAUUUAGCUGGACCAGGCGGUCAGAAAAAGCUUUCAGAAGAAGAUUGGGAUUCUGUUGAUCAAGAGUAUGGAGAAAUGAAUAUAGAUGACAUUGACUCAGCUGAAGAACAGCAACUAGUUGGAGACGAUGAUGAAGACGUACAGCAGCAGUCAGAUGGAAGUCCUUCGCGGGUGAACAUUAUUGCAUCACCUGCUCCGGUUUAUCGAAGUCUGAAUCCAUCUCAUAACCAAAGAAUUUGCAGCACAUUUGGUAACCAUCACUACAAGACCUUUGAUGGAGAUAUCUUCCAUUUUCGUGGGAAUUGUACUUACCAGUUUGUAAGACACUGCAAGACCAAUUAUGAGGAAUUCUUUGUGGGAAUCACACGUCACGUCAGAAAAAAUGUCCCUGUUAUCUCCGGCAUUAACAUGAAGUUAGAUGGUGCUGAUAUUACUGUGGCUGAGAAGACUGUCAUAGUCAACAGUGUAAAAGUAGAGGAACUUCCAUUCAGUGUUGGUGGAACUCAAAUCUCUAAGUCUGGAACCUAUAUAAGAAUCAGUUCCAAAAUUGGCUUUGAAAUGUUUUGGAAUGAAGAAGACUCCAUCACGCUGGAACUGAGUCAAAAAUAUGUCAACCAAACCUGUGGUCUUUGUGGUGAUUAUAAUGGGAUUCCAAUCCACAAUGAGUUUAUGAUCAACAAUGCCCAUCUAACUAAUGUUCAGUAUGGAAACCUUCAAAAAUACCAUAACCCAGAAGAACAACACUGUGAAGACACUAGUGAAGAAGCAGAAAUAACAUGCCCCCACAGUAAACAAUUAUGUACAACUGUUCUCACUGGUACAGCUUUCCAAGAAUGUAAUAAAAUUGUGGAAGUCCAGAAAUAUAUUGAACUUUGCGAGCAAGAUAUCUGUAGAUGCACAGGGAAUUCAACAGGGUUCUGUCUUUGCAACAUCUUCACGGAGUAUUCCAGACAGUGCACUCAUGCCGGUGGAAAACCAAAGAACUGGAGAACAUCUAAGAUUUGCCCUUUGAAAUGCGCUUUCAACCUUCAGUUUAAAGAGUGUGGCACAGCCUGUCCAGACACUUGUAGUAACCCUGACCGCUCAUUAGUCUGCGAUGAUCACUGCACAGAUGGCUGCUUCUGUCCCGCAGGGUUGGUGUUUGAUGACAUCAGGAAAACGGGUUGUAUUGCAAAGGAGGAGUGUCCCUGCACCUAUAAUGGAGAUGUUUACCCAUCAGGAAAAGGAUAUGCUGAGAAAUGUCAAGAUUGCACAUGUGAAGGAGGGAAAUGGAACUGUGUUAAAAAGCAAUGCUUUGGUGUUUGCGCCCUUGAAGGAGGUUCUCACGUCACCACCUUUGAUGCUACUCGCUACAAUUUCCAUGGAGACUGUACCUACACAUUAUCUAAGACAAGUGACUCCAGCCUGUUCAGUGUUUUAGCGGAACUUAGCAAAUGUGGCCAUACCGAUACAGAAACUUGCCUCAAGAGCAUUUCCCUGAGCUUGAAUGGUGGAAAGGAGUUUAUUUUUGUCAAGAAAUGCGGCAGCGUGUACAUUAACUCUGUCUACACCCAACUGCCUGUCUCAACAGCCACUGCUACCAUCUUCAAGCCUACAUCCUUCUUUGUCAUCAUACAAACAAAUUUCGGUAUACAGGCUAAAGUUCAACUGGUGCCUACCAUGCAAGUUUAUGUAUCAGCUGAUCCAAAAUGGAUGGACAAAACUUCUGGUCUCUGUGGAAACUUCAAUGAUGUGCAAGCCGAUGAUUUCAAAUCUCCUGCGGGAGUCUUAGAAGGAACUGGUUCAUCUUUUGGCAACUUGUGGAAGACCCAGCUUGACUGUCCAAAUGUCAAAAACAACUUUGAAGAUCCCUGUGCCCUUAUUGGUCAGAAUGAACUAUAUGCAUCCCACAAUUGCGAUAUGCUGCUAAAGAGUGAUGGACCAUUUGGCAGCUGUCACAAGACUGUUGACCCAGAGAGCUACCAUAAGAACUGUAUGUUUGAUGCCUGCAAUUGUGAAAAGAAAGAAGACUGCAUGUGCAGUGCCCUCUCAUCCUAUGUUAGUGCCUGCGCUAGACAAGGAGUUGACUUACGCGGGUGGAGAACAAAUAUUUGUCACUCAUACACAACCACCUGCCUGCCUGGUCAAACCUAUCGCUACACUGUCAGUACCUGCACACCUAGCUGCCGUGCUCUCAGUGAACAUGAUGUCACCUGUGAAUAUGAUAUUGGCACUAUUGAUGGUUGUACUUGUGAAGAUGGAACCUACCGAGAUGACAAUGGAAAAUGUGUUCUCCCUGCUCUUUGCUCUUGUUACUAUAAGGGAACUGCUAUGUCACCUGGAGAAGUCAUUCAUGAAAAUGGGGCAAUGUGCACCUGCACUAAUGGAAAACUGGACUGUGUUGGCAUCGUUCCUGUGGUCGUAAAAGAAUGUGAACACCCAAUGGUCUACUUUGAUUGUGACAAUGCCACUGCGGGGGCUAAAGGUUCUGAAUGUCAGAAAAGCUGUUCAACCUUUGAUUCAGACUGUUAUAGCUCUGGUUGCGUAUCUGGCUGUGUAUGUCCUGAAGGAUUGGUGCUUGAUGAUGAAAGAAACAUAUGCAUUCGUGAAGAUGAUUGCCCUUGUAGACUCAAUGAUGACUACUAUGCAGCAGGAGAAACAGUUCAGGUCAAAUGCAAUACUUGUACCUGUAAGCGCAAGAAGUGGGAAUGUACCACAAACACAUGCCUCGGGACUUGUGCUGUAUAUGGAGAUGGACAUUACCAAACUUUUGACAACAGAAGAUAUCGUUUCAAUGGAAAUUGCUGGUACACUUUGACUCAGGAUUAUUGUUCUAAAGACCCUCAUGAUGGUACCUUCAGAGUCUUCACAGAAAAUACACGUUGUGGUACACAAGGCACCACCUGUUCCAAAACUAUCAGACUUUUCCUUGGUAACUAUGAGCUCAUUCUUGGUGAUCAGAAGUUUGAUGUGGUCAAGAGAAACCAUGGAACAUAUGUUCCCUUCAAAGUUCGACAGAUGGGAAUCUAUUUAGUUGUUGAAGCAGCAAAUGGUUUAGUUUUGGUUUGGGAUAAGAAAACCACUAUCUUUGUUAAGCUGGAUCCAAAAUUUGAGGGAAAAGUAUGUGGUCUAUGUGGUAACUUUGAUGGAAAUGCUGCCAAUGAUUUUGUAACCAGAAGUCAGUCCAAGGUUGGAGAUGUCGCUGAGUUUGGCAACAGCUGGAAGCUUUCUGAGAGAUGCCCUAAUGCUGUGGAAAUUGCAGAUACCUGUGCCUCUAAUCCAUAUAGAAAAGCAUGGUCACAAAAACAAUGUAGUAUCAUCACCAGUAGUGUGUUUGCUUCCUGUCAUGGUGUGGUGGACCCUGUUAACUACUAUGACGCUUGUGUCAACGAUGCUUGUGCUUGUGAUGCUGGUGGAGACUGUGACUGCUUCUGUACUGCCGUGGCAGCUUAUGCCCAAGCUUGUAGUGAGGCGGGACAGUGCAUCAGUUGGAGAACUCCAAAUAUCUGCCCUGUAUUUUGUGAUUUCUACAACCAGCAAGGACAUUGUGAAUGGCACUACAAAGCCUGUGGAGCUCCAUGUAUGAAGACCUGUAUGAAUCCAACUGGUGUUUGCUUUAACAAACUGCCAGGCUUAGAAGGUUGCUACCCUACAUGUCCUGAGGAUAGACCAUUCUUUGAUGAGGAGUCGAUGCAUUGUGUUGCUUCAUGUCACUGUUAUGAUGAAUAUGGGGAGGAGUAUAAACCAGGAGAAAAGAUGCCAGGUCCAUCCAGAUGUUCUGUUUGCACAUGCUCCAAGAAUGGAAGACAGUGUACCCAAGCACAAGGUUGUUGCGAAUAUGAAGGCAAAGAAUUUCUGCCUGGUGAUAUAGUCUAUUACACUGCCGAUGGAAUAGGUGGCUGUUUAAAUGCCAUUUGUUCAGAGAAUUCAACAAUAGAAAGGAUGAUUGGCCUAUGCCCAACUACCACAGCUCCACCUACAACUUUUGACUUCAGUCCUUCAUCUGAAGAACACACUCAUUCUACUCCACCAACAUCUCAUGGAAUUUCCCCAACAUCUUCUAUAUCCACCGAAUCCUCUCCCAGCACUUCAAGUGGUGGACAAAGCACAGAAAAACCAAUUACUUCAAAAUCUGAAAGUUCAACUGCUUCAACCCCUUCUUGUGUUGAGGCACAUGAUUGUACAUGGUCACAGUGGUAUGAUGUGAACAAACCUGAAAACAGUGAAGGAGAUUUUGAACGAUUUGAGGAUAUUGAGAGUAAAGGUCAUAAAGUAUGUAAAAAUCCCAAAAAUGUGGAAUGCAGAGCAAAAGAAUACCCUAACCGACCUCUAAAAGAUUUAAAGCAAGAAGUGACAUGCAGUCGAAGAACUGGCCUAGUUUGUCUUAACAGCGAAAAUCCAACCUUGUGCUACAAUUAUGAAAUAAGAAUAGAAUGUUGUAAAUAUAGGGAAUGCACAAAGACUCCUUCAUCAACAAGUAAAGAACAGCCUUCAUCUCCAACAAGCUCUUCUGUUGAUAUUAAAACACAGCCUCCUACACCUAAAGAACACCCAACAUCUUUGCCAGUUCAGUCAGCUUCACAAACAUCUACUAGCACAAGUGCUACACCACAACAACCAGAAACCACAAAAACUCCAUCAACCUCAUUUUCAGGCACACCUGAGACAUCUAGCCCAGUGACAGGAAAAACAACAUCAUCUGAAGAGAGUACAAAUACUCCUACACCCCCUGAAACAACAACCUGUGUGUUCAAGAUGGAAUGUCGUUGGACUCCAUGGUACGAUUUGAAUUCACCUAGUGGCAGAAGCGAUGGAGGAGAUAUUGAAAAUGUUGAAGACAUUGAAUCUGCAGGAAAUGAUGUUUGUACAAAUCAAGAAGUUAAAAAUAAUGUAGAGUGUGAAGCUGUAGAUGAUAAAGGACUCACUGUUUCUGAUAACAGUCAAAAAUUCAGUUGUGAUGUGAACGAUGGGCUAAUAUGUAACAACAGAGACCAAAACAACAAAGAAAAGUGUAAAAACUAUAAAAUGCGGAUUGAAUGUUGUAGAAAAGUCUGCGAAACAAUACAAACACCAGAAGUCACCACAACAGAAAUUACAGAACCAGAAACUACUGGUGGUGAAACAACAACCCAGGGAAAAACACCUUCUACCCCGUUAUCAACUGGAAGACCAUCAUCGGAAGUUACAUCUUUACCAACAACUCUCUGCGUAUAUAAGAAGCAAUGCCGCUGGACAAAAUGGUUCGAUAAUAAUAAUCCUAGUGCUGAAAGUGAUGGAGGAGACACUGAAAGUAUUGAAGAUAUAGAAUCAACAGGCAGAGAAGUUUGCGGUAGCAGAGAAGUUAAAGAGAGAAUUGAAUGUGAAGCAGUAGACGCAAAUGGUGUACCUACUGAGAACAACAAUCAAAUAUUUAGUUGCAAUUUGAAAGAUGGUCUUGGCUGCAAAAACACAGAGCAAAAGAACAAUGAUAAAUGUGACAACUACCAGAUGAGGGUUUUGUGUUGUGAAGAAGUUUGUGAACCUGUUUUUACACCUACAAUAUCAACACCUCAAACUUCUGAGCCUACAACUCAUGAAACAUCCACCACAAAACUACCUGAACCUGGGUCUGCAAGCAUAUCAUCUACAAAAAAACCUGGUUAUAAAACCCCAUCAGAAGGCACAUCUCCUCCUUCAUCAUCAUCCUCAUCAACAUCAUCUGAAGUUAUAACCUCAUCUACUUCGACAACAUGCAAGUAUAAAACGGAUUGCCGAUGGACAAACUGGUUUGAUAUAAAUAGGCCUUCAACAAAAAGUGACGGUGGGGAGAGUGAAAAUCCAGAUGAAAUAAAAUCAUUAGGGCAUGAGAUGUGUAAAGGUCCAGAAACCGAACAUAAAAUAGAAUGUGAAGCGAUUGACAGCAACGGAGUAACAAUUGCCAAUAAUGAUCAAAUUCUAACCUGUGUCUUGGGAAGUGGAUUAACUUGCAGCAACAGAGAUCAGAAAAAAAAGGCAAAGUGUCAUAAUUAUAGAAUAAGGGUUCAUUGCUGUGCAACAUAUUGUGAACCAGUUGUAACACCCACCAGGUCUAGUUUAGUUUCAACUAAAUCACCUACGCCUACCACAAGCUCAAUUACUGAACCAACUCUGUCUUCUCCCAAGGACUGUGAAAAUGAAAGAGCAGUAGAAUGUCGCUGGACUAAGUGGCUUAAUAACAAUCAGCCAUCUACAGCAGUUAAUGGUGAAGAAAGAGAAAAUUCUUAUAACUCAAGGUCUUUGGGAUCAGAAGUUUGCAAGCCUGGCGAGGUUGAAAACCAAAUUGAAUGUAAAGCUGAACAAUAUUCUGAAUCAUCAUUUAAACAAAACCGGGCCCAAAAAACUAUUUGUAAUUUAAAAGAUGGCUUGAUUUGUAGGAAUCAAGAUCAGUCUGGAGACAAUUGCCAUGAUUACAGUAUAAGGAUUGAAUGCUGUUCCGAAAACUUUGUGAAAUCUUGUGGCGAAUCCACAACCUCAUCCACUGAAGCUACAAGCAUACCGACAACUAUUUCUGUAACAAAGUCUUCUAGAUCAGAAACAUCACCCCCUUCAACCUCAAUUACUGGCACAUCCCCUGGAACUACAUCAGGCACUAGUACGGAAGUACCUUCUUCUUCAAGUUCAUCUGAAGUUACAUCUGCCACAUCAUCCCCAACACCAGGUUGUAUAAAGAAAAUGGAAUGUCACUGGACUUCAUGGCAUGACAACAAUGCUCCAAAUCCCAAAGGUGAUGGAGGAGAUACUGAAAAAGCCCAAGACAUAACAGAUAAAGGAUUAGAAAUAUGCAGUAAACAUGAAGUCAAGAACAAUAUUGAAUGUGAGGGUAUGGAUAAAACUGGUGCAGCAGUAGCAGAAAAUAAGCAAACAUUUGCUUGUGAUAUGGAAAAUGGAUUAAGCUGUUUGAAUAAAAACCAGAAGAAGAAAGAAAAGUGUUACAAUUAUAGAAUACGGUUUGAAUGCUGCGCAGAAUACUGUGAGAAAGUUGAGACAACUACAUUGGCCACAACAAGUUCAACAACUGAGACAACAACGGAGACUUCAUCUACAGAAGUUGAAACCAUAACAUCAGGUAGUUUGACUGAAAGUUCUUCUACAGAAGUACAAUCCACACCUCCUGGUAGUCUUACAGAGAGUUCUUCUACAGAAGUACAAUCUACACCACCAGGUAGCUCUGAAUCUUCAUCACCUAUUGAUACCAAAUCUCCAACCAGUAGCAUAGGUGUCACAUCUUCUCCAAAAACAACAUCAUCUACCACAAAAACAGAAAGUUCUGCUCCCGCUCCUGUUAAGACUACCAGUUGUGAGAAAUUAAGAAAAAGUGAAUGUCACUGGACAGGCUGGCAAAACAAAAAUGAACCUUCACUAGGCACAAGUGGAGAAGAGAUCGAAAAUUCAGAACAGCUAAAAUCUGAGGGAAUUGAAGUUUGUAAAAGUGAAGAAGUUGAAAAUACAAUUGAAUGCCAAGCUGCUGAAUAUACACAAGUAAGUUCUGAAGAUAUUGAACAAAACACAAUAUGCAAUGUGAAAGAUGGCUUUGUUUGCAAAAACAGUGAACAAACAGGUGAAAUUAAACAGUGUCUGGACUAUGAAAUCAGAUUUGAGUGCUGUUCCAAAAGGUUUAUUGAAUUCUGUGGAAAAACACCUUCUCCUACUUCACCAUCAUCUUCUGAAGCAACAGAAAGUCCUUCAACAACAUCAAUAACAGAGCCUUUAUCACCAGGUGACUCCACACCAGGUCAAACACGAACUGAGGGUAGCUUAACGUCUGAAGAAACAUCAACUUCUGAGAGACCAGACAAAACAAAUCGACCACCAGGCACUCCACCCAUAGGCACAACAGUUGGAAAAACCCCAUCCCCUGGCAGACCAUCAUCUGAAGAGCCAUCAACUUCAGAAAGACCAGAAAAAACACCCCGACCACCAGGCACUCCACCCAGAGGAACAACACCUGGUGAACCAACAUCCUCUGAGGAGCCAGAAAGGACACCUGGACAACCAGGUACUCCACCUAGAGGAUCAACACCUGGAAGAACCCCAUCUCCUACUAGCCCAUCAUCUCAAGAGCCAACAUCUUCUGAGAGACCAGAAAAAACACCUCAACCACCAGGCACUCCAUCAAAAGGAUCAACACCUGAAAAAAACCCUUCCCCUGGAAGCCCAUCAUCUGAAGAGCCAUCAACUCCUGAGAAAACAGAAAAAACACCUCGACCACCAGGCACUCCACCCAGCGGAUCUACACCUGGUGAGCUAACAACUUCUGAAGAACCAGAAAGGACACCUCGACCACCAGGUACUCCACCCAGAGGAUCAACACCUGGAAAAACCCCAUCCACUAGCAGCCCAUCAUCUGAAGAGCCAUCAACUCCUGGAACACCAGAGAAAACACCUCGACCACCAGCUAUUCCAGAUAGAGGAUCAACACCUGGUGAGCCAACAACUUCUGGAGAACCAGGAAGAACAUCACAGCCACCAGGCACUCCACCCAGAGGAUCAACACCUGGAAAAACCCCAUCCACUAGCAGUCCAUCAUCUGAAGAGCCAUCAACUCCUGGAAGACCAGAGAAAACACCUCAACCACCAGGUACUCCACCUAAAGGAUCAACAUCUGGUGAGCCAACAACUUCUGAAGAACCAGAAAAGACAUCUCGACCACCAGGCACUCCACCCAGAGGAUCAACACCUGGAAAAACCCCAUCCACUAACAGCCCAUCAUCUGAAGAGCCAUCAACUCCUGGAAGACCAGAAAAUACACCUCGACCACCAGGUACUCCACCUAGAGGAUCAACACCUGGUGAGCCAACAACUUCUGGAGAACCAGGAAGGACAUCACAGCCACCAGGCACUCCACCCAGAGGAUCAACACCUGGAAAAACCCCAUCCACUAGCAGCCCAUCAUCUGAAGAGCCAUCAACUUCUGAAAGACCAGAGAAAACACCUCGUCCACCAGGUACUCCACCUAAAGGAUCAACACCUGGUGAGCCAACAACUUCUGAAGAACCAGAAAGGACAUCUCGACCACCAGGCACUCCACCCAGAGGAUCAACACCUGGUGAGCCAACAACUUCUGAAGAACCAGAAAGGACACCUCGACCACCAGGCACUCCACCCAGAGGAUCAACACCUGGAAAAACCCCAUCCACUAGCAGCCCAUCAUCUGAGGAGCCAUCAACUCCUGAAAGACCAGAGAAAACACCUCGUACACCAGGUACUCCUCCUAGAGGAUCAACACCCGGUGAGCUAACAACUUCUGAAGAACCAGAAAAAACACCUCCACCACCAGGCACUCCACCCAGAGGAUCAACACCUGGUGAACCAAAAACCUCUGAGGAACCAGAAAGGACACCUCGACCACCAGGAACUCCACCCAAAGGAUCAACACCUGGUGAGCCAACAACUUCUGAGGAACCAGAAAGGACACCUCGACCACCAGGCACUCCACCCAGAGGAUCAACACCUGGAAAAACCCCAUCCCCUGGCAGCCCAUCAUCUGAAGAGCCAUCAACUCCUGGGAGACCAGAGAAAACACCUCGACCACCAGGUACUCCACCCAAAGGAUCAACAUCUGGUGAGCCAACAACUUCUGAAGAACCAGAAAGGACACCUCAACCACCAGGCACUCCACCCAGGGGAUCAACACCUGUAAAAACCCCAUCCACUAGCAGCCCAUCGUCUGAAGAGCCAUCAACUUCUGGAAGACCAGAGAAAACACCUCGACCAUCAGGUACUCCACCUAAAGGAUCAACACCUGGUGAGCCAACAACUUCUGAAGAACCAGAAAGGACAUCUCAACCACCAGGCACUCCACCCAGAGGAUCAACACCUGGAAAAACCCCAUCCACUAGCAGCCCAUCAUCUGAAGAGCCAUCAACUCCUGAAAGACCAGAGAAAACACCUCGUCCACCAGGUACUCCACCUAGAGGAACAACAUCCGGUGAGCUAACAACUUCUGAAGAACCAGAAAAAACACCUCGACCACCAGGCACUCCACCCAGAGGAUCAACACCUGGUGAACCAAAAACCUCUGAGGAACCAGAAAGGACACCUCGACCACCAGGCACUCCACCCAAAGAAUCAACACCGGGUGAGCCAAAAACUUCUGAAGAACCAGAAAGGACACCUCGACCACCAGGCACUCCACCCAGAGGAUCAACACCUGGAAAAACCCCAUCCACUAGCAGCCCAUCAUCUGAAGAGCCAUCAACUCCUGAAAGACCAGAGAAAACACCUCGUCCACCAGGUACUCCACCUAAAGGAUCAACACCUGGUGAGCCAACAACUUCUGAAGAACCAGGAAGGACACCUCGACCACCAGGUACUCCUCCUAGAGGAUCAACACCUGGUGAGCCAAAAACCUCUGAAGAACCAGAAAAAACACCUCAACCACCAGGCACUCCACCCAGAGGAUCAACACCUGGUGAACCAAAAACCUCUGAGGAACCAGAAAGGACACCUCGACCACCAGGAACUCCACCCAAAGGAUCAACACCUGGUGAGCCAACAACUUCUGAAGAACCAGAAAGGACACCUCGACCACCAGGCACUCCACCCAGAGGAUCAACACCUGGAAAAACCCCAUCCACUAGCAGCCCAUCAUCUGAAGAGCCAUCAACUCCUGGAAGACCAGAGAAAACACCUCAACCACCAGGUACUCCACCUAGAGGAUCAACAUCUGGUGAGCCAACAACUUCUGAAGAACCAGGAAGGACACCUCGACCACCAGGUACUCCUCCUAGAGGAUCAACACCUGGUGAGCCAAAAACCUCUGAAGAACCAGAAAAAACACCUCAACCACCAGGCACUCCACCCAGAGGAUCAACACCUGGUGAACCAAAAACCUCUGAGGAACCAGAAAGGACACCUCGACCACCAGGAACUCCACCCAAAGGAUCAACACCUGGUGAGCCAACAACUUCUGAAGAACCAGAAAGGACACCUCGACCACCAGUCACUCCACCCAGAGGAUCAACACCUGGAAAAACCCCAUCCACUAGCAGCCCAUCAUCUGAAGAGCCAUCAACUCCUGGAAGACCAGAGAAAACACCUCAACCACCAGGUACUCCACCUAGAGGAUCAACAUCUGGUGAGCCAACAACUUCUGAGGAACCAGAAAGGACACCUCGACCACCAGGCACUCCACCCAGAGGAUCAACACCUGGAAAAACCCCAUCCCCUGGGAGCCCAUCAUCUGAAGAGCCAUCAACUCCUGGGAGACCAGAGAAAACACCUCGACCACCAGGUACUCCACCUAGGGGAACAACAUCUGGUGAACCAAAAACCUCUGAGGAACCAGAAAGGACACCUCGACCACCAGGAACUCCAUCCAAAGGAUCAACAUCUGGUGAGCCAACAACUUCCGAGGAACCAGAAAGGACACCUCGACCACCAGGCACUCCACCCAGCGGAUCAACACCUGGAAAAACCCCAUCCCCUGGCAGCCCAUCAUCUGAAGAGCCUUCAACUUCUGGAAGACCAGAGAAAACACCUCGACCACCAGGUACUCCACCUAGGGGAACAACAUCUGGUGAACCAAAAACCUCUGAGGAACCAGAAAGGACACCUCGACCACCAGGAACUCCUCCCAAAGGAUCAACACCUGGUGAGCCAACAACUUCUGAAGAACCAGAAAGGACACCUCGACCACCAGGCACUCCACCCAGAGGAUCAACACCUGGAAAAACCCCAUCCACUAGCAGCCCAUCAUCUGAAGAGCCAUCAACUCCUGGAAGACCAGAGAAAACACCUCGACCACCAGGUACUCCACCUAGAGGAUCAACACCUGGUGAGCCAACAACCACUGAAGAACCAGGAAGGACACCUCAACCACCAGGUACUCCUCCUAGAGGAUCAACACCUGGUGAGCCAAAAACUUCUGAAGAACCAGAAAGGACACCUCGACCACCAGGCACUCCACCCAGAGGAUCAACACCUGGAAAAACCCCAUCCCCUGGCAGCCCAUCAUCUGAAGAGUCAUCAACUCCUGGAAGACCAGAGAAAACACCUCGACCACCAGGCACUCCCCCCAAAGGAUCAACAUCUGGUGAGCCAACAACUUCUGAGGAACCAGAAAGGACACCUCGACCACCAGGCACUCCACCCAGAGGAUCAACACCUGGAAAAACCCCAUCCCCUGGCAGCCCAUCAUCUGAAGAGCCAUCAACUCCUGGAAGACCAGAGAAAACACCUCGACCACCAGGUACUCCACCUAGGGGAACAACAUCUGGUGAGCCAACAACUUCUGAGGAACCAGAAAGGACUCCUCGACCACCAGGCACUCCACCCAGAGGAUCAACACCUGAAAGAACCCCAUCUCCUGGAAGCCCAAUAUCUGAAGAGCCUUCAACUCCUGAGAAACCAGAAAAAACACCUCAAUCAACAGGUACUCCACCCAGAGGAACAACACCUGGUGAGCCUACAACAUCUGAGGAACCAGAAAGAACACCUCAACCACCAGGGACUCCACCUAGAGGCACAACACCUGGUGAGUCAUUAACUCCUUCAUCAGAAGAGCCAUCUACUCCUGAGAGACCAGACAAAAAAACAUCUCAACCACCAAGUACUCCACCCAGAGAGACAACUCCUGAGGAAACAGAAGAACCAUCUAGACCACCGGGCACUCCACCUAGAGGCACAACACCUGGUGAGCCAACUACUUCUGAGAGACCAGAACAAACAUCUCAGCCACCAGGUACUCCACCUAAAGGUACAUCACCUAAUGAGCCAAGCACCUCCAACGAACCAGAUAAAACAUCUUCACAACCUGGAACAUCUGGUGAAAUCUCUCCAACCAAAACUCUGGUUACCUCCACUUCAGUUUCUAGUACAGCAUCAAGCCCUGUUACUGUCACUUCAACCUCUGGUACCACAGCACAUCCAACAGGCUACUUACCUUUUACCACAUCUUCUGCAACGCCUAGUGGUAGCACAGUUGUAUUAACAACAACUGUUACACCAGAACAAAAUACACCAUCAUCUGAAGCCCCAACAACACACUCUAGCCCCACAACGGCGUGUUUAUGCAAGGUUAAAGAAGACUUCUUUACCCCAGGUGAAUAUAUUUACAGUAGAAGAGAUCACCAAGGCUGCCCAUUCCAUGCAGUUUGUGGGGCCACAUGUGAAAUUGAAUGGUCUACAGGAGAAUGUUUCUCAACAGAAAUACCCUCUACAUCACAAGAGAACAUAAAGGAUACCAAUAGUGAAAAACCCAAAAUAAGUAGACCAAGCAGGAGACCUCCAACUAGUCCUCAUUCACAUGGUACAACUCAUGAACCGGGUACAACUCCUGAACCUGGUACAUCUCAUGAAUAUAGCACCUCAACAGAAUCCACAUGUGGACCCUGUGAAUGUGUAAUGCCAAAUUGUGGUACUGGAUAUCGUGUUGUGUCUGUUAUGCCACCUGGUGCCUGUUGUGCCAAUAUCACAUGUGAACCUGAUUCAGUCUGUGUAUCGGAUAACACAAUAUAUAAACCGGGAUCCAUCAUCCCACAAUCUAAGAAUAUAUGCCAGAAAUGUGAGUGCUCGAAGGAUGACAAGGAUGAAUCUGGUUUCUAUGCAGUAAAAUGUGAAGAACUCCUCUGUGACAAGACCUGUCAGAAGGGCUUUGAAUAUGCUGAAAAGGAAGGCAAAUGCUGUGGUGAAUGUGUACCCAAGCAGUGCACCAUGAAGAAACAGAAGGUAGAAAGUGGAGAGAACGUGGAGAGCGGUCAGAAGGUAGAAAGUGGAGAGAACGCGGAGAGCGGUCAGAAGACAGAAAGUGGAGAAAGCGGAGAGAAAGAUACACAAAUCCUGAUCCAGAUUGGAGACACCUAUCGUCCAGAAGGAAGCUCUUGCAUUUAUUAUGAGUGUGAUGAGGAAGAUGGCAAACCUGUUCUAACCAAAGUGAAGAAAGUUUGCCAAGAGUUGGAUGUCUCCAAAUGCGAGGAGGGCUCAGUUAAGUAUGAUGAAGAUGGCUGCUGUAGGACAUGCACACCUAAGACAGUAGAGAAACCAGUGCUUGAAAACUGCAGCUCACGUAAGAACAUGACAGUACUGAAAGAAGGUGACUGCGAAGUUGAGGUGGAGCUUACACACUGCGGAGGACCUUGUAUGGGAACAUCAAUAUAUUCGACAGAAUCACAAGGAAUGGAUCACAAGUGUUCCUGCUGCACAGAACUGGAGGUGGCUGAAAGACAAGUAGAAAUGUUAUGCGCCAAUGGACGACGCUUAACCCAUUAUUACAAAGAUGUGGUGAAAUGUGGCUGUUCAGUAGCUACCUGUGAACCACUCACAUCUGCUGAGUUUCAGGAAUCACAGCAGCAGAGAUCCCAAGUGGCCUCCAGACGAAGAAGAAGAUGAACAAAAAAUAGAGAGCAAGACAACAAUAUAAGGCUUUUUGAAUAGUCAUCUGACUAAAAUUUUCAGAUAAUGUCCCUUCCCUUCUAGUAUCUACAUACUUCUACUCUAUAGUCUGAUGCUGGAGAAAGAGAGGCUUGUAAAGGUCAUAAAGAGGAUAUGAAAUGUGAAUUCCUGCAUUUCUUGCAAAAAGCUUUAUGUUGUUACUUGUUACUUAUGUUGUUCUUAUGCUUAUCAUUCCUUGUAUAUGUAUAUGUCAUUAAACUAUAAAAUCAA